This is a messenger RNA of Folsomia candida, 1608 nucleotides long. RefSeq names its product solute carrier family 35 member G1. Bases 396 to 1421 code for a protein of 341 amino acids. The transcript has 4 exons. Gene Ontology annotation, cellular component: membrane. Lineage: Eukaryota; Metazoa; Arthropoda; Collembola; Entomobryomorpha; Isotomidae. The record is from RefSeq and is a predicted model, not a curated record.
ACUUACAUACGUAUUGCGUCUGCAUAUUUGUGAACUUCAAGUUUGACAUGAGAUUAUCAAGAGGUUUAAUCUGGUUUUCCAGAGUCUUUACUUUCCAGUGGAAGACUUCCAUGCAUUCACGACUGUCAUGUGGCUUAUGUUCAUUCUACUACAUAUACAUGUCUAAAAAUCCAUAAAUCUCUCUGGUUCUGGUGUCACAACGAAUGGACAGAUAUCAGAUCCAGAUCAGACUAUAUAUGUGUACAUAAUCUUCUCUUGUUUUUACAGAUUUUUAAUAACAUUUGCCUAUUUGCAAAUCUCUUAUUUGCAUGUGUACAUAGGUAUAAAUGUGCGAAUUAUAGUUGACAACUCAGAAUUUGUUCUUUCGUCACAAAGAGAAACUUUCUCCGGUCUGAAUGAUGUCAAAGUCAAACUCGCCGAAUCAUCGGUAUGGAGAAAGUGAAGAAAACCGUCAUUCUUCUUCGGGGUGGUCGAAGAGGACACGGUUUUUCGGCAUUAUUUUAACUACUCUGUCUGCACUUACAUUUUCACUAAAUGCACUAACGCUAAAAUUGCUCAAUCAUCUGCAUCCCUUCAACUUGGGUGUAUGGACGUUCCUACUAAUGACGGGGUUCUCAGCACUCUGGACUGUACGGAGAAAAUGUAAAACCAAUCUUGAAACUGGGAACUCUAUAGCGUUAUUACCAUCAGUGGAUAAGAAUAAAACUAUUGCAUUAUUGUGGUUGAGAGCAUUUCUGGGGGUUUGUGCGUUGACGCUAUUUUUCUACGCAAUGAAGUUUAUGGAUGUUGCAGAUGCUUUAUUAAUUGAUUCGACAUCUCCUAUUUUCGUCCAUAUUUUUGCGUAUGGGUUUCUCCAGGAGAAAUGUGCCAUUAGUCAAGUCUUUGCAACAGUUUUGGCUAUCGCUGGGAUCGGCUUUGUUGCACGACCUCCGCUAUUGACGGGCGAUACUCAAUACAAUGCCGACGUGUUGAUUGGUUGUGUUCUUGCAUUCGGAUGCAUGCUUUGUAUCACCUUGUCCUUAAUUGUGCUCAAAUUUCUAGAAACCGUUCCACAAGAUGUUGUGACUUUAGUGUUAGGAAUUUGGGGAACUGUGCAGUGCUUGGUCUUGUCCUUGUUACUUGGAGUCCUCCAGUUCCCUACUCAUUUUGAAGACAUUUGUAAGAUUGUUGGUACGGCCGUUCUCUUCUUCGUAGGUCAGACCUUACUCACGGUGGCACUGAAGCAUGAAGAUGCUGGACCAGUUGGCCUCCUUCGAACGACCGAGGUGUUGUUUGCUUUCGUUUGGCAGUUUGUCUUUCUCAACGUGGUCCCCAAUAUUUACAGCAUUCUAGGCGCAGUACUGAUAAUGAGCGGUGUUAUUAUAACACUUGUUCGAAAAUGGAUGGAUACGUCUGGUGGUGGAAAUACAUCAAUAAAUUAAACGGGUUGAUUGUAUGAGCUCAUGGUGUAUUUUUAUUUCUUUUGAAACUAAUCUCACUCAAGGAUUGUAGAGUGUUGAAAAUAACUACAAAGCAAAAAUAUGUUCAUGUUCCCAAGAUUAUUUAUGGCGACACAUUUGACAAGAAUAUGGAAUAAACUCGAACCAAACAGUAAAACUCGAAAUUAAA